Molecule: messenger RNA, 458 nt
Organism: Ylistrum balloti
Lineage: Eukaryota; Metazoa; Mollusca; Bivalvia; Pectinida; Pectinidae
Product: NADH dehydrogenase [ubiquinone] 1 alpha subcomplex subunit 2-like
Exons: 3
Coding region: 4-294 (96 amino acids)
Source: RefSeq, a predicted model, not a curated record
AAAAUGGCGUCUAAAGUAGCUCCGAUCUUCGGUAGAAGUCUGAAAGAACUGAGAAUACACUUAUGUCAGACUUCUAAGACCAGUCAAGGUGUCAGAGAGUUCAUUGAAAAAGGAUAUGUGCCACUGAAGACUGCCAAUCCUAAAUUUCCUAUUCUGAUCCGAGAAUGUAGUGGAGUGCAACCAAGGGUAUAUGCUCGUUAUGAUUAUGGUCAAGAAGUGAGCAAAUCAUUGUCCGACCUCAACAGCGCUGAAGUAAUGGAAGCCAUACACACUCUAUCUCAAAAAACAGUAUGAAAUCAAAUUGUGUGGUCUGUCUCAUGGAUAUGAAGCUGUUACAUUUGUUGUUUGUCUGGUGUCUUGAGAUUGACCACAGAAACUUGUGUGGUCUGCCUGAGUAAGAGACUAAUUGUAAAUUGUAUAGUGACACUGUAUUGAUGUAAUAAAAUGAUAAUAGUGAU